UAAGGGUAAAGGGUCGGAGUCACAUGGAUUGAAGCAUUUGAUUGAUGUCCAAGUCACCGCUGUGACUGCCGGAGCCGCCUCCCCUAGGGUUGGGGCCGCGUGAGGCCAGAGCGGCGGGCCGGGCCGGGCCGGGAGCCUGCUCUCUCGGGAGUGUCCUGCUCCGAGUCCCGCGCCUCCCGCGCGCGUGUCGCAGCUCGAGCAGCCUCCUCUGCCCACGCCCGGGCCUCGGGCCAACAUGUGAAGCUGCGCGUCCCCCUCGGACUCCGCGGAGGCGGCAACUUUGCGGGCAGCAGAGGCGGCAGCAGGCGCGGGGCAGCGCACUUGCCCCCAGCCCCGCGCCCGGCCGGCCACCAUGAGCGACGAGAGUGCCAAGGACGCGGACAAGCAGCUUCGUCUGCGCGUGUGCGUGCUCAGUGAGCUGCAGAAGACCGAGCGCGACUACGUGGGCACGCUGGAGUUCCUGGUGUCGGCCUUCUUGCACCGAAUGAACCAGUGUGCAGCAGCAAAGGUUGACAAGAAUGUGACAGAGGAAACGGUGAAGAUGCUGUUCUCCAAUAUCGAGGAGAUCCUUGCCGUCCAUAAGGAGUUCCUAAAAGUUGUAGAAGAAUGCUUGCACCCUGAGCCCAAUGCCCAGCAGGAAGUGGGAACCUGCUUUCUUCACUUUAAAGACAAGUUUCGUAUCUACGAUGAGUAUUGCAGCAACCAUGAAAAGGCACAAAAGCUGCUUCUUGAACUGAACAAAAUAAGAACAAUCCGGACGUUUCUUUUAAACUGCAUGCUGCUGGGAGGACGGAAGAACACAGAUGUUCCCCUGGAAGGGUACUUAGUGACCCCAAUACAAAGAAUAUGCAAGUACCCUCUCCUCUUGAAGGAAUUACUGAAGCGGACUCCACGGAAACACGGUGACUAUGCAGCAUUGAUGGAAGCCCUCCAAGCCAUGAAAGCUGUCUGUUCCAACAUAAACGAGGCCAAGAGACAGAUGGAGAAGCUGGAAGCUUUAGAAGAGUGGCAGUCACACAUUGAAGGCUGGGAGGGAUCCAACAUUACCGACACCUGCACAGAGAUGCUGAUGUGGGGAGUCUUAAUGAAAAUUUCUUCUGGAAAUAUUCAAGAACGGGUGUUUUUUCUGUUUGAUAAUCUGUUGGUGUACUGCAAAAGAAAACACAGACGGCUGAAGAAUAGCAAGGCAUCCACAGAUGGACAUCGGUACAUUUUUCGAGGCCGGAUCAAUACUGAGGUGAUGGAAGUGGAAAAUGUGGAUGAUGGUACAGCGGAUUUUCACAGCAGUGGGCACAUUGUUAUGAAUGGGUGGAAGAUACAUAACACAGCAAAAAAUAAAUGGUUUGUGUGCAUGGCAAAAAGCGCUGAAGAAAAGCAUGAAUGGUUUGAAGCUAUUUUGAAAGAAAGAGAACGCCGGAAAGGCUUAAAAUUGGGCAUGGAGCAAGACACCUGGGUAAUGAUCUCUGAGCAGGGUGAGAAACUGUAUAAAAUGAUGUGCCAACAGGGAAAUCUGAUCAAAGACAGAAAAAGAAAACUGACUACAUUCCCCAAGUGCUUCCUUGGAAGUGAAUUUGUGUCAUGGUUGCUGGAAAUUGGGGAGAUUCACAGGCCUGAAGAAGGUGUUCACCUGGGACAAGCAUUGUUAGAAAAUGGGAUCAUCCACCACGUUACUGAUAAGCAUCAGUUCAAGCCAGAGCAGACGCUGUAUAGAUUCCGCUAUGACGACGGCACAUUUUACCCCAGGAGUGAGAUGCAGGAUGUGAUUUCAAAGGGCGUAAGGCUGUAUUGUCGUCUUCACAGUUUGUUUACCCCCGUGGUCAGAGAUAAAGAUUACCAUUUAAGGACCUACAAAUCUGUGGUCAUGGCUAACAAACUGAUAGACUGGUUAAUUGCACAGGGUGAUUGCCAUACCAGGGAAGAGGCAAUGAUAUUUGCUGUCGGACUCUGUGACAAUGGAUUUAUGCACCAUGUCCUUGAGAAAAGCGAAUUCAAAGAUGAGCCUCUACUUUUCCGCUUCUUUGCCGACGAGGAAAUGGAAGGAUCAAAUAUGAAACACAGGCUGAUGAAGCAUGACUUGAAAGUUGUGGAGAAUGUUAUCGCGAAGUCUCUGUUGAUUAAAUCCAAUGAAGGCAGCUAUGGCUUUGGGCUGGAAGACAAAAAUAAAGUUCCAAUCAUAAAGUCAGUGGAAAAGGGGUCAAAUGCUGAGAUGGCCGGCAUGGAAGUUGGGAAGAAGAUCUUUGCUAUUAAUGGUGACCUGGUUUUCCUGAGACCUUUCUCUGAAGUCGAUUGCUUUCUGAAAUCAUGCUUAAACAGCAAAAAGCCUCUGCGAGUCCUCAUGAGCACAAAGCCAAGGGAGACAGUUAAAAUCCCAGAUUCUGCAGAUGGGCUGGGUUUCCAGAUCAGAGGCUUUGGCCCUUCCGUGGUGCACGCGGUGGGAAGAGGUACUGUGGCCGCAGCGGCUGGCCUCCACCCAGGACAGUGUAUUAUCAAAGUUAACGGAAUCAAUGUCAGCAAAGAGACACACGCCAGUGUCAUCGCACACGUUACAGCCUGCCGGAAGUUCAGGCGGCCAAUGAAGCAAGAUUCCAUACAGUGGGUUUAUGAUAGUCUUGAAAGUGCUCAUGAAGACCUGCACAAGUCCCACUUGAAACCCUCUGGAGACGAGGCAGGGGAAGCUUUUGACUGCAAAGUAGAAGAGGUCAUUGACAAGUUCCACACCAUGGCCAUUAUUGAUGGCAAGAAGGAGCAUGUGAGUCUGACAGUGGACAAUGUCCACCUCGAGUAUGGGGUUGUCUACGAAUAUGAUAGCACAGCAGGCACCAAGUGUAACGUCAUAGAGAAGAUGGUGGAGCCCAAAGGCUUCUUCAGCCUCACUGCCAAGAUUCUGGAAGCCCUAGCAAAAAGUGAUGAUCAUUUUGUGCACAACUGCACCAGCCUUAAUUCUUUGAAUGAUGUGAUACCCACUGACCUUCAGAAUAAAUUCAGCACCAUGUGCAAUGAAAGAAUGGAACACGUAUGCCACAGAAUAUCCAGUUAUAGAAAGUUCUCUCGGGUGCUGAAGAACAGAGCCUGGCCCACCUUUAAGCAGGCCAAAUCCAAGAUCUCCCCAUUGCACAGCAGUGACUUCUGCCCGACCAACUGCCAUGUCAACGUGAUGGAAGUUUCUUAUCCUAAAACAUCAACUUCCCUGGGGAGUGCCUUCGGUGUUCAGCUGGAUAGUCGGAAACAUAACUCUCAUGAUAGAGAAAAUAAAUCUUCAGAGCCUGGGAAACUGAGCCCCAUGGUCUACAUUCAACACACAAUCACAACCAUGGCAGCUCCUUCGGGCCUGUCUCUGGGACACAAAGAUGGCCAUGGAUUGCGAUAUUUAUUGAAAGAAGAAGACUUAGAAACUCAAGACAUCUAUCAGAAACUGCUCGGCAAACUCCAGGCUGCACUGAAGGAGGUGGAGAUGAGCGUUUGUCAAAUAGACGACCUUCUGUCUUCAAUAACAUAUUCCCCUAAGUUGGAGCGUAAGACAACAGAGGGUGUGCUACCACCCGACAGCGACAAUGACAAGGGAGAGAGAAACAGCAAACGCGUCUGCUUCAACAUAACAGGGGAUGAACAAGAGGACUCAGGCCACGACACCGUCAGCAACAGAGACUCUUACAGUGACUGCAAUAGCAACAGGAAUUCGAUUGCCUCCUUCACGAGUAUCUGCAGCAGCCAGUGCAGCUCCUACUUCCACAGUGAUGAGAUGGACUCAGGUGAUGAACUUCCUAUCAGCAUCCGGAUAUCUCAUGAUAAACAGGACAAGAUCCACACUUGCCUGGAGCAGCUUUUCAGCCAGAUGGAUUCCAUAACCAACCUCUUGAAAGGGCAAGCUGUUGUGAGGGCCUUUGAGCAAACCAAGCAUCUCACACCAGGUCGAGGAUUACAAGAAUUCCAGCAGGAAAUGGAGGCAAAGCUGAGUUGCCCGAAAAGACUAAGACUUCACCUCAAACAGGACCCCUGGAAUCUGCCCAACAGUGUCCGGGUGCUUGCACAGAACAUCAGGAAGUUUGUUGAAGAGGUGAAGUGUCGGAUACUGCUGGCUCUCCUUGAAUACUCAGAUAGUGAAACCCAGCUCCGGAGAGACAUGGUUUUCUGCCAAAGUCUUGUGGCCACUGUCUGCGCCUUCUCUGAGCAGCUCAUGGCCGCCUUAAACCAGAUGUUUGACAACAGCAAGGAAAAUGAAAUGGAGACUUGGGAAGCCAGCAGAAGGUGGCUGGACCAGAUUGCAAAUGCAGGUGUCCUUUUCCACUUCCAGUCACUUCUGUCACCAAAUUUGAAAGAUGAACAAGCCAUGCUAGAGGAUACGCUGGUGGCGUUAUUUGAUUUGGAAAAAGUUUCCUUUUUCUUCAAACCAUCAGAAGAGGAGCCCCUGGUUGCAAAUGUCCCUCUUACGUACCAAGUGGAAGGAAGCCGCCAGGCCCUGAAAGUUUACUUCUACAUUGAUAGCUACCAUUUUGAGCAACUGCCUCAACGGUUGAAGAAUGGAGGAGGAUUUAAAAUUCACCCUGUUCUCUUUUCACAAGCCUUGGAGAGCAUGGAAGGAUAUUGCUAUAGAGACAAUGUUUCCGUGGAACAGUUUCAAGCCCAGAUAAACGCCGCCUCCCUGGAAAAGGUCAGACAGUACAAUCAGAAGCUCAGGGCAUUCUACGUGGACAAGUCAAAUUCACCGCCAAACGCCACAUCCAAAGCUGCCUAUGUCGAUAAGCUCAUGAGGCCCCUGAAUGCAUUAGACGAGCUCUACCGGCUGGUCACCUCGUUUAUCAGAUCCAAACGCAUCGCUGCCUGUGUGAACACGCCUUGCGGGGCCUCCGGAGUCGGUCUGCUGUCGGUGUCCUCGGAGCUGUGUGACAGGCUCGGUGCCUGUCACAUCAUCAUGUGCAGCAGUGGUGUGCACAGAUGCACGCUGAGUGUGACGCUGGAGCAGGCCAUCACUCUAGCCAGAAGCCACGGGCUGCCUCCUCGAUAUAUUAUGCAGGCUACUGAUGUGAUGAGAAAACAGGGUGCAAGAGUUCAGAACACAGCGAAGAACUUGGGGGUUAGAGACCGGACUCCUCAAUCAGCUCCAAGGCUGUAUAAGUUGUGUGAGCCACCACCCCCAGCAGGAGAAGAAUAAGCGUUCCCAAGAGCCAAGCAGGCAGAAGCUUCCAGAUGCUGACCAAGUCAAUGUUCUCCACUGAAGAGAAAGAGAUGCAUAUUUAAGAUAUAACCCCUCCCCCAUCCUGGUGUAAAUAACUGAUAUUUGGUUCCCUUUGGAUAUUUAUGUUGGAAUUAGCAGUUCAUUCAGACAAUCCAGCCUCACACUCUAUGUUCUGACGCUACAGAUUCGUAUGAGGGCAAAACUCACUGCUGGAACCUAGAGGGAAAUAUACAGUGAUAAAAGAUGAACUGUUUUCGUCCCUUUCUCAUUCAUUAAUUAUAUUGUAUUUGUUUUUAACUUCCACACUGGGCACAUGUAAUACUUAACAGUUCUUCCUGAAGAAGUCUGUCACUAAAAUGAUGGCCACACUCUGGAAGCCACCAUACAGAAAUGUUAUGGACAGUGUCGAUCGGGAGACACAGGUUUCUGUCUCCUGCCUGUACCGCACGGAAGUGCAUGUGUGGGAGGUAGGAAAUUACACACCUCCGCUUCUCCUAAGGCGUCUUGGUAGUGAAGGAAAAAAUGAAGAUUUCUUGACUUCUUCCCUGUUGUCAAGACUGCUUGCUCUCUGUGUAAACAUUCCAACAGGCAGGUGCUUCUGUAGAUCUCUGCAGUGAGCCCUGAAUACUGGCUGACUCUAUUGAUGGCUGUGGGCAGGGAGUUGCCAGGAUUGGGGAAGGGAGAGGAGUGAGUGAGGAAGAAAAAAAAAAUCUAUUUGGAAACUCAACCUUGAACUAAGACAAGUUUAAUUUUUGAAGUCUUCCUGUGAAAUGCCAGACACUUAAAUAAUAUACCAUCAGGAGUAUUUUUCUAUAAAGUUGUAUGAAUAAGAUGUGAAAAUAGGUUUAUUUGUUGUACUUUGAAGGGCCUUUAGCAAAGAACCUUGAUAAUUUAUGCAACUUAGGUAUAGACUGUAUUCAUUCUAAAGUAUAUGCAAUAAACAUUCUGUGUCGCUAUACUAAUAUUGUUUUUAUCACCAUGAGUAGAUUAAUAUUGGUUUUAAAUCUAUAAUUUUAAAGAUAAUUAAAAUAUCCUCGCUGUGAUUAUGAUAGAGUUGUGUUUUGCUUAAUGAUAAGGAUAAAUCGUGUCCUUAGGUGAUACUCUUGCUGUGCAAAUGUCAUGGGAUACACUACACAAGCUGAGAAGAUGGCAUGGAACCAUCUCCUAUGGGCUGUCUGUCACUAAUCCAAGGCCAUAUGCAGCACAGGACUGUGAAUGGAUGUAGGCUAAACAUAUGAAAUCCUUACCUUAACUACAGUUUUGGAAAACUGUUAUUCAGUUUUACUUUAUAAACUUUGUAAUGACUUUCAGACUCUCAUUAAAAGUUCUCUUUACUGCCAGUGAUAUAUUUAAUUAAAAAUGUAUUCCAAAGGCAUGGAAUAUAUGUGUUCUACUAGUUAAGGUGAAAAUGAAUGAACAGAGCACCUGAUAUUAUUUUUAAUAAAUCCACGUGUGACUAACAAUAGGGAAACCAACAUCAGCUGCUAAAGAAAGGCCAUAGUAUUUUGAAUUUAAUAAAGAUAGGACCUGCAUUUGCAUAUUUAUAUGACAUACUUGCAUAACUUUUAGGAAAUCAACCUUCUUGCUGCCAUCAGCACACAACGCCAAUGCUCUGGUAAUUCAGAUUGUCCUCUGCUGAAGGUCUGAAGAAUGAGAACUAGUUGACUCACAGACCCUUCCCAUUGCUUUACUGUUCUUUAUUCAUCAUCCCAGAAGGAAGCCUCCACAGGGCUCCACAGGGCUAGGAAGCAUGGUUAUAGCUCGUGGAGUAUAUUAUCAGCUUUGGGACAUUUAUAAGUUACUGCAUUAAGGACCCACUCUAUAUAACAGAAUGUGAUCAAUGUUAUUUCUCGAGUUCAACAUAUUAUCUUUGUACACAGCACUUCCUAACUUUAAAAUUUUGUUAGUGGUUCAUAGUAACAUCAAUCAGUCACUGUAAUUUUUUAAUGUUAUAGAAUUAGAGCCACUAUGAUUUAGUGUGUACUAAAUGGUGCCUCUGAUUGCCUAGCCCACAUUUAUUAUUUCAUCUUCACAUAGCCUUGUAGCAGUAAGGAAAGAUGACAUUGUUCUGUUGCCCACUUUCUAUAGCUAAGUUAAAGCAAAGAUUAACCCAGAACCAUGCACACCUUCACAUGGUGAAUAUGGUAGAGUCAGAGGUUAUCUGGGAAAUCUAUCUUCUUUAUGUAUCAUUCUGCUUUUCUUUAUUAAUGAGAGCCAUUAUAAUAUUGACAAUUAUUUUCUUAGUAAACUUAAUGAUGUGUAUCGUCAUUUAAUUAUACAAAUUAUCUUGCAAAAUCAAGUGAGAAUAUGCAAAAUGCCCUUAAUGUACGAGAACUAUAGGCUCUCCUUGGCAUUUCCCAUUCAUAAUUGGAGAGUCUACAUAUGUAUUGCAAGCCAGGAGUAGGACAUCAUAUAAAAGUUGACUAUAAUUCCAAAACUGAUAACAGUUAAAAAUCUUUGAUAGGUAAAUGAUAAUUUUUCAAUACCUUAAUAUAAUGUCUUCUUUUGACAUUGGAUUAUCAGAAGGCCUUGAGAUUAGGACACACUUGCUUUAAUGUUGCGCUCUCCUCUGUGACCAAUGUUUAUUGACAAAUUACUAAAAAGGUCUGCUUACUGUUCUUCCAAUUUCAGUAUGUGGACAUGGGCCAUUGUGUGCCCACCAAGAGAUUUCAUAUCUCACCAUGGGAACUGAAUUGUGUACUAUCUUAUAGGUUUCCAUCAUUGGUUUCUAGGAUUACAAAGUUGAAUUCUGUAAUAAUACAAAUAUUUUAGAACUAAAAUUAUAAUCUAUUUCUUACUCCAAGAGAAAGACAGACAGAGGAUGAGAAUUUCUGUUCCAGAUUUACUUGUCAGGUUGGUAGUACUAAGUUUCUAGUAGAUGUGCUCUCCUAUAAACCAGCACCUGAUCUGGAGACUCAAACUGCUUUUUUUCCAUUUAACACAUGUUUUUCUAGUGUCUUCAAUCCCCUGUGUAUCCAGUGGCCACUCUUCUUGCAGCAAGAGGUUCAAUUGAAAAAGAUGGGGUUGUGGCUAUGAAUGUGGUUGACCACUUGCUUCACACACAGGAAGCCACAUGUUAAGUUAUGUUGGCUCUCCUUUAAGGCCGAGGUGGCUCACUCCUGAAAUACUGGUACUCAGAGGAGACCGAUGCAGUAGGAUUUCCAGAUGUUCGUGGCCAGCCUGAGCUACAGAGGGAAUGUGAGGCCAGUCUUAACAGCAGUGUGAGAUACUGCUUACAAAGGACAAAGAUACCACAUAAGAACGGCACUGUUUCUGACUGUAGUGAUUGUAAGCUUGAGCGGUUCAAUUCAGAAUGACAUGGAAGUUGACCCUAUUCUACCUUUAACAGUGAAGAAAAUCAAUGAGAAACACAUCCGAGAGUAGGUAUUAGCUAACCUUAAGCAAACAAAAUCCUUGAGCUAGUGCCCUGUCAUGGGCACAUAGAUUUUAUAGGCAAUGUAUAUAUGUACUGUUUUGGAAGCUUUAGGUUGAUAGUAAAUUAUUCCAUGUAAUGAAAGCAAACACAUUUCUCUCUCCAACAGUCACGUCUUCUCACACGAGUCCACACGCUGUAGUCCUGUGGGAAAGAAUUCCACAUAGCUUAGCUGGUGCUGUCUAUUUAUAAAAUCAUUAUAUUGAAAUUUCAAAGGAAUAACCUUGCUUUAAGUCAUUUGUCCUUUAAAAACAUCUUAAACUAGUUCUAGACUCUUCACUCUAGUGGUAUUUAAACCGAACUACUAAAGUUUAGUAUUUGACUGAAUUGCUUCUGAAUUUGGGGAAACUUUAGUUUUUAAAGUUUUGUUUUUAUGUGAAUUUUCCUGCAAGUCUAUAGUUCUUCCUUAGCCAGCUACGAUCUCAUUGCCAUGCAUAUGCAUUAGUAUAGAUUUGUAUAUAUACAUUUAUUGACCAGUGUUCAGAAAUAACCUACUUGUCCUCUGUGUGAGGGCAGAAGAUUCCGAAAUGGUUUAAGGUGACCUAAGUAUCAGUUAAAUAAAGUAUACUAUACUUUUCUGUAGAAAAUCUGUACUCUGAAGAAGGGGACAUAUAAGAGGCGUCUUUACCAAAAAAUGGCCCCAGCACAAUAAUUUUACAAAUGGCCACCACUUUCCUAGGUGUUGCAAUUCUAUGCUGGUCAUAAUGGCCAAUGUUUGCUUUCAGAAUCUUUGGCUACUUUAAUGAUUUGCCAUUAUCAACAUUGUUAGCACUCAUGUUGCCCAGCACUACCUGGCAUCCAAGGAGGUAUACUGAAGGAGAGCCAGUCUGUGCAUACCUUGAGUGUGACCUAGUGGGAAGACUGCUUCACUUGGGACAGUUUCUUCUCUCACAGGGAUAGAUUCCUGAAGUAUACUAAGUCUGCCAUAUGAUAUACAGAUAUGUGUAUGCAUGGGUCCUUAUACAGCAUAUAUCAACUACUUUUUAUUUUGUGAUAAUUAACUAUAAACGUUAGAUUUGGGAGUUUUAUUUGUAUAGAAAUAUGAAACAGUUUAUGGGUGGCUAGUAUGAUGUCUGCUGUAGACACAAGUGCUGUCUAGGUUUUAGGUGUGCCUGUGGGAGCAUCUUGUUUGCUGUGUUAUUUUGCUAUUUAUGUGAGCCAUCUUUUCUUUUUCCCUUUUUGGUCAUAACUGUGACAAAUUGUCCGAGACAAUUAACUUACAAAGAGGAAUGGUUUAUUUUACUCCAAGAGUUGGCAGUUCUAGUCCACAGUCAGCUGAAGUCUGUGCAGUGAGUAGCACUUUAGUGAGUAGCAACUCAUGGCAGGAAAGGAUUGCAGAACAAAGCUCCUUUGCUCAUUAGCAAAAUCACAGAGAUGAGGAAGAGAUUUGAGCCCCAUGGCCCUUUAAAGGCAGGCCUCCUCAGACACAGGAACCUCACCAGGCUGGGAAUCCAGCCCUUAACACAGAUUGCUCUGGGAGACAAUGCCAGGGUCCCAACUGAAUCACUGUCCAGUCAAUCUUAAAUCUACUUACCUGUUUUACCAUUAAAAAAUAGUCUAAUGGACAUAAAUGAUAUUUAUUAAAAGUACUGGGAACACCAGAAAGAACAAGGAUUGGGGAGUUCAUUUUAGGCACACACAGUAAUUACUGUCAUCCACUCAUUGUCAUUCAACAGAUGUUCUGAAAAUUCACUUAAUAAGACCCAAUCAGAGUUGCAUUGGCUAUAAAUAGGAUAUAUAAUAUAUUUAACCAGUGUAUUGGAUAUAUUUAAUUAAAAAAUCUUCACAGGGUCCUUAUAUCUCUCUAUAUACAAUAGCCACUUGUAUCUUUUACUUAAAAUUUUAUUAUUCAUAAAAUAAAUCUAUUCUAAUGCCAUGUGUGUAUUGUAUAUUAUACAGGAAUACUAAGUUGUUGAAAUAUUUAGAAAGCAUACAUUUUGAAUUUAAAUCUCUAAUGCCUCAAGCAAAUUUUUUAGUUUCAGAGGUAAAUAUAUUUUUGUAACUGCAAGUAUAUGAGUAUACCAUAGCUUUUGCUUUAAAAUAUUUUUGUAAGCUUUCAUUUACAUAAUAUUCUUUUUUAAUAGUAAAAUAUAAAACUGGUUCUCUAAAAGUAACUGUUUUGACUAUGUCUAUAUUUAAUAUUAUGUAACAUUCAAAAUUCAAUGAUGUUUCAUUUAAAUGUAUUAUUAGCCAUUUUUUCCUUUGUAAAAGACCCAUGUAACAUAAUUUUAAUCAUUCCAUAUUUUGUGUAUGGUUAAAUUUGUUAAAAGCUCAUUUUGUAUUUUAUAUCAUUUAUUUUGUCCACA
This is a messenger RNA of Chionomys nivalis (European snow vole), 10912 nucleotides long. It is a transcript of the gene Prex2, whose product is annotated as phosphatidylinositol-3,4,5-trisphosphate dependent Rac exchange factor 2. The transcript has 40 exons. The record is from RefSeq and is a predicted model, not a curated record. Gene Ontology annotation, molecular function: protein binding; guanyl-nucleotide exchange factor activity. Bases 353 to 5149 code for a protein of 1598 amino acids. Gene Ontology annotation, biological process: intracellular signal transduction. NCBI's taxonomy places the organism in Eukaryota, Metazoa, Chordata, Mammalia, Rodentia, Cricetidae.